GCGUGGAUUGUGCCACCGAGCUUCCAGAAAACUUGGAGCUUCUGUUCAUCGUCCCAUACAGCCGUUAUAAGAUCUACUUCAGGGAACUUUCGUAUUAAUUAUGUUUUAUGGCGUACGUUCUUCUCGAAAAAGAUCGGUGGCUAAAGCCAACCCCAGAUUUUUAAUGUUGCAUUUAAACCUUUACCAACGCACCACCAAUUUACUCUGUAUAUUCUUUAACGGGUGUGCUAAUUCACCAAAUUUAUUGGUAGUCUGAUGAAAAAUGUUUUGCACAGCUAGUUAAUCGUCUCUGUCAAGCAAAGUAAAUGACUGUUUCAAAAUUGGUGGAGAUCGAUAAUAUACACACAUUCGUGCACGGUGGAAUACCUACGCACAGAUUUUUAUUUGGUCGGAGACUUGCGGGUCUUAGCAACGAAGUUCACAUCCUCAAUUUCGCUCAGGUAUGUCAGCAAUUGAUCAUUCUUCUUCUCUCCCAGGAAUGGAUUCUACUGUGCUUCUGGUCUCUGCAGGCCUUUUUGCAGCCUUGUAUGCAUUUGGGUACUUUGUAGUCUUCAGAAAUUGGAAGGGCAAAAACAGGUUUGAGGCCGCAAGUUGUGGGAUUUCAAUGGUUCAUGCAACUGCCUCCUGCCUUCUCUCUGUUUAUGACAUGCUGAAGAACCCAUGGAAACUUGAUGCACCAAAUACGUAUUUGGAAAACAGAAUCAUGGAAUUCAGCGUUGCAUAUUUCGCAGUAGAUUUGCUCCAUUAUUUGCUGGUGAACCCAUCUGAUUACCUCUACAUUUUUCACCACACUGCAACUUCAUUCUACAUGCUGUCUUGUAGAUAUUUCACUGGCCAUGGAGCUCUCUCUGCCAUAUCUCUCAUAGCUGCGGGGGAGGCCACUAGCCCAUUUCAGAAUGUAUGGACUGUUUCUAGGAUGGCUAGAACAGGGUCGGCAUUGGCAAAUCGGAUCUACACUUCACUUUCUCCAUUUUUCACUGUCUAUUUUACUAUCAUGAGAUGCAUCGUUGGGCCUUAUUUGACAUGGAAGUUAGCCGCCUUUUACUUUGCUGGUAAGGCAGAUGCAGUUAUUCCUCGUUGGCUGGCUUAUUCUUGGAUGAUUACUGUUAUUUUGGCCAUUUUUGGGAGUGCUAUUUGGGUUUACAAGCUCUGGACCGGGCUUAUCCGUUUCUAUUCAAGGAAGGAAAAGGCCAGAACCCAGAAGCUAGAGUAGGUAGACAUGGAACUUGUUACCCGAGUGCUGAAUUCCUCUAAUUUUGGUUGAAAUAAGAUUAAUCUGUGUAAUUUUAUAGCAUUGAGGCUUAUAAGUUGAUAGAUGAUAGGCAAGGUUGGUUUCUGGCCUAUCUUGAAUCAUGUCGCCAUAUUCAACAAAGUGUAUGAGUAGUAAGUAUGCGAAUCAAUAGGAAUUAGGACAUGUGCCAUGCGGCACUCUUAAAAAUCUUAUGCUUUAGAUUAAAUAAUUAUAUUAUUGCUCUGAAGCGAAGUGCCAAAUUGCAUAAUUAGCAUACGAUCGAGUUAGAAUUAAUGCAUGCGAAUAGGCCAUUCAAUUGUAUAAAUUUUAGAGAAUUCUGUUAUUUAUUUCAAGUCAGUUAACAAACUGUAUAAGUAAUAUUUGAUUCAAUUGGGAUUAGUACAAGGUGUUUUUCAA
Messenger RNA from Cryptomeria japonica (Japanese cedar), 1648 nucleotides. Its product is annotated as TLC domain-containing protein At5g14285. NCBI's taxonomy places the organism in Eukaryota, Viridiplantae, Streptophyta, Pinopsida, Cupressales, Cupressaceae. Bases 443 to 1213 code for a protein of 256 amino acids. The record is from RefSeq and is a predicted model, not a curated record. The transcript has a single exon. Gene Ontology annotation, cellular component: membrane.